AUGUGGGACGAGAUUGCCACCCCCACUGAGCUGACCUGCCAGGGCUCGGGGACAGCCGGUGCCACCACCUGGUACAAGGACAAGCAGCGCUGGUGGCAGAAGAGAGGUGACCGCCUCAGUGUCACCGAGAGUGGCACCUACUACUGUUACAGGCCCGGCACCGGGCACAGCCCCUCUGUGACAGUCUCAAACGACUGGCUGGUGCUGCAGGUGCCAGCGCGGGCGCUGCUGGAGGGGGACACGCUGACACUGCGCUGCCGCGGCUCUUGGAACAGAACGGUCAAAUUUGUGCUCUUCUACCACGAGGGGAAGGAACUGGGGGGGCUCCGCGAUGGCACCGAGCUGUCCCUGUCCCCCCUGCAGCUGAGCCACCGCGGCCACUACCGCUGCAGGGGCUUGGUGGGAUCCGGGAACGUGAGGAAGAGCAGCGCCCGGCUCCGCGUCACGGUGCGCACCCUUUCCCGGGUCCCUGCCCUGGCACACCAGGUGCACACAGGUGACAACGUGACCCUGCGCUGCUCGGUGCAGGUGGGCUCAGCCCCUGUCACCUUCACCUGGCUGCACAACGGGCAGGAGCUGGCCCGGGGUCCCCUCCUGCAGCUGGGGGACAUCGAUGUGGGACAUUCGGGCACCUACCAGUGCGUGGCCACCAACCAGCUGGGACAGGACGGGCACCGCGUGUUCCGGGCACUCAGCCCAGAGCUGGCCCUGGAGGUGACAGCGUGGGGACACGGGCACACAGCAGUGGCCGCAGGGGUUGGCAGCUCCCUCCUGGCCCUGGUCCUGCUCGUGGGUGCCAUCGUGGGCUGGCAGUGCCACCGCCGGGCCCCCAGGACCCCCGAGGCCAGGACCCCCGCGGUGCCCCCCGAGGGGGGCGAGGUGCUCUACACCCACGUGGUGCCCACGGCGAGGGCGGCGGGGUCCCCAGGCGCCACCGCCGAGGUCCCCCAGGUGACCUACGCGGAGCUGCCGGGACCGCGGUGGCACCCGGGGGACAGCGGUGACUACGAGAACGUGCUGUGACACCGGGGUGGCACCGGGGGUGGCGCCGGGUCCCCAAAUGCCACCCAGGGACAGCAGUGACAUCGAUGGGAACGUGCUGUGGCACCGGGGUGGCACUGGGGACAGGGACACGCGUGUGUCCCCUGAUCCUGUGGGUGCCACCCUGCCCGUGGCCACCGGGACCUGGCCCUGUCCCCACGCUGGGGCCACCAGGAGCUGUCCCUGUCCCUGUCCCUGUCCCUGUCCCUGUCCCUGUCCCUGUCCCUGUCCCCUCCCCGUGGCCACCGUCCCCCUGUCCCUUUGUGCCACAGGAAUUUGGAGCAAUUCCAAGAACGAGCCCAGAGUGCCCCCGGGUGGCCCAGGGGGGUUGGGGACAGCCCGGGGGGGUUGGGGACAGCCCCGAGGUCCCCGGGGGUCCCGGGAGCGGAGCCCCCCGGGGAGGGGGAUGGGGGAUGGGGGCAGGAGGGGCUGAGCUUUGAUUCCGUCUCCUUUGCUGUCUUCAUGGGCAAGAAAUUCAGCAAG
Messenger RNA from Passer montanus (Eurasian tree sparrow), 1524 nucleotides. RefSeq names its product Fc receptor-like A. The transcript has 8 exons. Gene Ontology annotation, molecular function: transmembrane signaling receptor activity. Bases 1 to 1023 code for a protein of 340 amino acids. The record is from RefSeq and is a predicted model, not a curated record. Lineage: Eukaryota; Metazoa; Chordata; Aves; Passeriformes; Passeridae. Gene Ontology annotation, biological process: cell surface receptor signaling pathway.